Messenger RNA from Brassica rapa (field mustard), 3670 nucleotides. RefSeq names its product C2 domain-containing protein At1g53590. Gene Ontology annotation, molecular function: lipid binding. NCBI's taxonomy places the organism in Eukaryota, Viridiplantae, Streptophyta, Magnoliopsida, Brassicales, Brassicaceae. The record is from RefSeq and is a predicted model, not a curated record.
UAUUAUUUAUAAUCAUUAAUUGUUAUAUAUACGUUAAUCAUAUUAGAUAAUUUUGUAGCUUUUAUUUAAGGAAAGUGCGAGAAUAUUCAUUUGUACAUUAUUUAUCAAUUCAAUAAUUAGCUUAAAAAGUAUAAUAUAAAUUAAGAUGAACCAACCUAUUUUUCUAAGAAUUAUGAAUUUCAUUCACGUAUUGCUGACACAUGGCUACAAAACAAUGUUGUAAUGUUUCUCAAUUAAUAUAUAAUGGAUUUGUUUUAUUUUGAAUGUCGUGCUUAAUAUGAAAUGGAGAGAGUAUAUGAUGCAAGGUUAGAGGUGUAAAAUGUUUUCUAUGACCCACCCCACUUCUUCAAACACAAAGUGCUUUUUUUUUGUAUUUGGUAAAAAGUGUAUUUUAAAAAAGUGUAUUUGUUUCUUAAUGAAAUAUCUACCUUGCUAUACAUAAAUUUAAAUGAUGUAAGCAAAAAAUAUAGAUAAAAUCAUAAUAUAAAUUCACAGAUAAUGUUAUAUGGAAACAUAUCAAAUGUGAGUCAUCCAUAGAUUUAUGAAUCUUGAAACAAUGACUAAACAUAUAUAUUUUUAAUCAUUUAGGAAUCAGAUGAUAUCUUACUAACUAUUAAUAUUUUGGAAAUUAUACCAAUAUAUCAUCUUGUUAUGAACUUAUGACUACGACAGGCUCUGUGUCGGUUCAGAUCAACUACUUUUUUUUUAAAUGGCACAGUAGGAUCUUUUUAUUCAUAACAUGACAUCAUUUGGCAUGAAACAUCAUAGUAAAUCUUAUUGUAUAUCCUCAACACGUGCCUUACACGCUUGCUCACUUUCAGGCGGUUGACGCGUUUCUAUUUCGCAGAAGACGACGUUUUUUCUCCUUUCCAAACAAGUCUCUUGUUUCCAUAGAACCCAAAAGGAAACGAUAACGUUUUGAGCUUAGCGGAAGAGAGGAGAGAGGAAAUAUGAUCGCUAAGUAGGCUUUCGUUGUCAUUGUCUCUCUCGGUCCCACUUAACUAAUCAACCACCAGAAGAAAGAAACAAAUAUAAAACUGCAACCGUUUCUUUCGUUGACCUUUUUUGUUCGAACCAAAACACACUCCAUCAUCAUCAUGAAUAACUUCGAGUCGAUUCAGAAGAUGGUUUCGUUUCAUGAGAUUAUAAUUUGAUCUCCUUGGUUAACAAGACAAAGCAACCAUCUUCACUUGUGUGUUUCGUGGAACAUAUGGAGUGUUCUGUCUUCCAUCAUGUGGUCAUUGUGUUGAUGUUCCUUUGGAUUCUUUCUUACUUGAAUCGACCACACUCCCUUUUCUAUCUCCUCGCUCUGCUAUAUCUCUACUUGGUUCAUGAACGUUAUGUGAUGAGAUUGAGGAGAAAGUUUCGGUUUCAAGAGACGAAGCAAGCUAACCAGAGACGGGUCCUCUCCGACUCUGAAUCAGUCCGGUGGCUGAAUCAUGCCGUGGAGAUGAUAUGGCCGGUUUGCAUGGAACAGAUUGCGUCUCAGAAGAUUCUGCGUCCGAUUAUACCUUGGUUCUUGGAGAAAUAUAGACCUUGGACCGCGAAAGAAGCUUCCAUACAACAUCUCUAUUUGGGAAGAAACCCACCUUUGUUGACUGGUAUAAGGGUGCUUGGGCAAUCUACUGGUGAGGAUCACUUGGUACUGGAACUUGGAAUGAAUUUUCUCGCAGCAGAUGAUAUGAGCGCAAUACUGGCAGUGAAGCUAAGAAGAAGACUUGGUUUCGGAAUGUGGACAAAGUUACAUAUCACAGGAAUGCAUGUCGAAGGAAAGGUGUUGAUUGGAGUGAAGUUCCUUCGUAGAUGGCCGUUUCUAGGGCGUUUACGCGUGUGUUUUGCUGAGCCACCUUACUUCCAAAUGAAUGUAAAACCAAUCUUCACUCAUGGACUUGAUGUUUCUGUGCUUCCAGGGAUUGCAGGAUGGCUAGACAAUCUCCUGUCUACUGCAUUUGAGCAGACUCUUGUUGAGCCAAAUAUGCUUGUAGCUGAUAUGGAGAAAUUUAUUAGCCCAAGAUCAGGAGGUAGGAUGUUCAGAAUACAUAACUUCUCUCUUGUACUUCUUUUGAUUGGUUACUUGAUGUUAUCAACAUUCUCUUUACAAGUCCAUAUGAUUACAACUUUGUGCAUGUGUUUACUUGCAGAAACCUGGUUCUUUUUUUAUGAGAAAGGACCAGUUGCACACGCUCUUGUUGAAGUUGUUGAAGCCUCUGAUGUUAAACCAUCAGAUCUAAAUGGUUUAGCUGAUCCUUAUGUGAAAGGGCAGCUUGGCGCUUACAGAUUCAAAACCAAGAUACUAAGGAAAACGUUGGCUCCCAAAUGGCAAGAAGAGUUCAAGAUACCAAUCUUAACAUGGGAGUCUCCAAAUGUACUUAACAUUGAAGUACAAGACAAAGACAUAUUCUGCGAUGGCAGGCUUGGCGAUUGUUCAGUAAACAUUGCGGAGUUCAGAGGUGGGCAAAGAAAUGAUAUGUGGUUGCCUCUUCAGAACAUCAAAAUGGGAAGGCUGCACCUUGCUAUUACUGUAACUAAGGAUGAACCAAAGUGGAGUGAUGACCCGUUUGAAGGAGUAACAGUAAGUAAAGAAGAUAUGUGGGCUUCUUUUGCUUUAGAGAAAGCAAGCAAAUGCUCUGUCUCGUCAGUGACAUCUGAUAAGUCUCCAAGGGUUCUUGAUAAUUUGGAACCAAUUAACAUUGAAGGACAAGAAGAGACAGGGAUCUGGAUACAUCAGCCAGGAACUGAAGUCUCACAGAUUUGGGAACCAAGAAAAGGCAGGAGUCGAUGCCUUGAUAACCAAGUACGUGGAGUUCCUCAUGAUGCUUCUGUAGCAAGUAAUGAAAGCAGCAGCCCUGAUGAAACUCAAGAAGGUAAGAACACAGUGAGGUCUGUUGGUCGUGGAUUGAAGAAAGUUGGUUUAGUGUUUCGUAGGAAUGGGAAAAAGGAAGAAUCAGGGAACGUGGAGGAGGGUGUCAGGUCUCCUCGGAUUAAUUUAAAGGCGUUGAAUCGAAAGGAUGUUGGGGUUAAGUACAUCAUUGAAGACCGUUUGUCAGGGCCUCUCACAGGAAGAAGUCUAAAAAGUGAGAGCUUUGGUGCUGAAGACAGUCAGAAUAAGGGGCACAUGAAAGAUGUUGCAAAGAGCAUUCUGAAACAAGCUGAAAAGUCUGCAAGAUACCUAAAACAUAUGUUUUCGCCUAGAGGGUCAAGGAAAUCAAGAGAUAAUGAGUGUUUAACCGUGUCAGAGGAAGAUGUUGUUCCUGAAUCUGUGUCUGAUUCAGAACGUCAAUGUGUAUAUUCGAAUUCUGAUGACGAAUCUGCAGUUAGUAUUGUGCAGGACCUAGGAUCACCAAAACCUGAAGGUAAAAUUGUCGGAUCAGGCUAAGAUGAUCAUGUAAAUACAUCAGUAAACUCCAAAGAAGAUUUUAAAGGUGUUGCAGACAUUCCAAAAAAAUAAAGAAGCAAAAAGUAAAUCGAGCAAACUUGGAAACAACAUAUAUGGAUGCCAAGAACUCCUCUGCUAGGCUGAGAAAGUCGCCACACCAAAUGGAAGAAGAGAAAAUGGAUCAUAGGUAAUCAAGGAUGGAUAUUUGAGUAUGUUCAGUCAAUGUAGUUGUAAAUUUACGACAAAGGGUUCGCGUACACCUUUUGAGUUUUGAGCCUGUGUCUUGUUCAACAA